AUGUCCACUCGAAGCUUCCUAUGGAGUCUAGCUAAAAAGUAUUUCACCGCCGGUCUGAUUGGCCUCACAAUUUCCGAUCGGUACGCAAGCUUCAUGGCCGUUCGCGGCUCAUCAAUGUCUCCCACUCUGAAUCCCCAUGCCGGAGACUCGACGGGAUUCGUGCUCGAUGACUAUGUAUUGGUUGAGAAAUUAUGCCUUGAGAAGUACAAGUUCUCGAGGGGCGACGUUGUAGUUUUUCGAUCCCCGAUUAAUUAUAAGGAGAAAAAUGUGAAGAGAAUUGCUGCCUUGCCCGGUGAUUGGAUCUAUCUUUCGUCACAAGACACUGUUAGGGUCCCGGAAGGGCAUUGUUGGGUCGUGGGAGACAAUGCAGCUUCUAGCUUGGACUCGAGAUCACAUGGUCCGAUCCCUUUGGGCCUGAUAUGCGGACGAGUCACCCACGUCGUGUGGCCGCCUCAAAGGAUCGGUGGAGUAAAUAGUAAAAUCAGCAUAUUGCCUGAAAUGCAAGUUCAUGCUUCAGAAGAACACACACAUUGA
Striga hermonthica is the source of this 534-nucleotide messenger RNA. The record is from the annotation of a GenBank genome assembly. NCBI's taxonomy places the organism in Eukaryota, Viridiplantae, Streptophyta, Magnoliopsida, Lamiales, Orobanchaceae.